Messenger RNA from Chelonus insularis, 3008 nucleotides. Its product is annotated as protein FAM160B1-like. The transcript is spliced from 6 exons. The record is from RefSeq and is a predicted model, not a curated record. NCBI's taxonomy places the organism in Eukaryota, Metazoa, Arthropoda, Insecta, Hymenoptera, Braconidae. The coding region runs from base 377 to 2920 and encodes 847 amino acids.
UUUUUAUCGUGUUGUAGGUGUCGCGACUAUUAGUUGCGAAAGUCUCCAUGUAAACUGAAUUGUUUUUAUUAUUUUUUCAAUUGAAACUUAUAAGAAAAUUCCAAUUUACUUUAUACAUCUUCCAAUAUUUGACCCAUCUAGACUUCUUUAGUAUCUGUGAAAACCGGUUAAAGAAUAAAUUAGCAUUUAUUCAGUAUGUACGUACAAGUGUACUUAUUUAUGUUUUAUUACUACGUUGUUGAAGCUGUCAAAAAAUUUUCAUGUAUGUACACAUAGUGUUGAUUUCAAAAUCAAGUAUUUUAAUUUCCUAAAAUAUUUACAAAUGUCAACUUAACAUAAGUUAACUAGUCCUAUUAAUGAAAACUUGCUCAUAAAAAUGAUCAGUGGAUUCCAAAUAGCCUUGAAAAAUACUAUUGAUGUGAUAGCUCCUCCAGCAACACCGCUUCAAGAUUUUACCUACCAUUGGAAACAGUUGAUGAAAUUUUAUGCUAGUCAUAAAUCAAAUUGCAAAGUACCAAUCGAAAGUACAGGGAUUCCUCAACAUCUUAAUUAUUUAUUAGAAAUUCUUUUAAAUGAAGAAAAAGAAAGUGAUAACCCAGGCCCAUGUCUUGAAUAUUUACUACAACAUAAACUAUUGGCAUGGCUGACAACUUUAGCAAGUGUGGAAACACCUCCAGGAAUGCGUUUAGUAUGCUUGCUAUUCUUUAAAAAAUUAUUAGCACGUACAAAAUUUCCACUUCUUCAUCAAGCAGCAGUUUACGGUCCAGUUCUACGAUUAAUAAGUUUAUGUAGUGGACAUGUUCCUUCACCAAUUGAAGGAGAAGAAAUCAAAUUUCUUUUGACUUUAUGUUUUUUAAUAUGCCGGUAUCCUCAUUUAACAAAUAUUAUUAAUGAUUCUAAUAAUAUUCCUCAAGAAACGAAUGCAAUUAAAUGCGACGCUGAAAGAUUCGAUAUUCAUUCUGUCACUUACAUACCAACUAAAACAAAAAAUAACAUUAAUCCAUUAUUUGAACCACUUAAUACACAAGCUAUUACAUUGAUAAAUCCAAAUUUAUUUGCUUGUGAUAAUCAACGACGAAAAUCAAUAUGCUCCGAACGAUUAAAGCUGUUUGGCUCGGAUGCAAUGAUGAAAAAAAUUACUAAAGAUAGUGAUAAAAUAAAGGAAAGAUCAAAUGAGUCAACACCGUCACGAGUGAUCGAUAAUUCUUCAGAAUGCUCUAGUCCUAUGUUAGAUAAACAAAGCCAAGAUCAUGGAGUUUGUAAAGCUUUGGAUGAUCAUACUAACUGUGAAAGUUGUGAAAAAGUACCUAGUGAAGCUUCUUCAACAUUAGAUAUAGAAAAACAAAUACAAGGCCUCGAAGAAUUGGGAGUAGCUAGUGAUUUUAGUCAAAAUAAUGAUAUCAAUAAUGAUGAGUCAGAAAAACAAAAUGAAUUAAAUUCUCUUGAUAACAAUAUUUCGAGUAACCUUCUUUUAAAUGCCUUAAUAAGCUAUUUAAAUAGUGCUGAUAAUACUGUGAGAGUAAGAGCCUGUGAAGGAGUAAUGGUUUUAGCAACGUUAGAAGAUCCAUCAUUCGCUAGUACAAUGGCUAAAAGUGAUUUAUCAAAAGUAGUAGCAAAUCGCUUAGAAAACUUAUUCAACUCUAUCCCAGCUCACGUUGAUCCUGCUGAGUUAGAUGAGAUAGAUUUUACGUGGGGACUUGAUUCACCACUUUGGACGAAUGAUAAAAAAUUUCCUGGUUGUAGACAAGUAGCUGCGUAUUUUAUGUGGCUAGAUUACUGUGAUCAACUAAUAAAAGAAGCACAUCCUGAUGUUGCUCAAGCUCUUGGAAAAAGUAUUAGGAUACUAUUUUUUGAAAAAGUAUUAACUCCUGCUUUAACUAAUCAUCACGUAGUACUUAUUACUGCACUUAUCACAGAGACUUUGAAAAAAAUAACAUCGUCCCUGUUAAAUAUUGAAGUAGGCUAUUGGCUAGUUGGUGAACAACGAGAUCCAGUAAUGACAGAUCCAUGUGCCAUAACUGUUAUAGAGAGACUUAUAGAAAAUUGCUAUACAGAAAGUGAUGACCUCAUUUUGGAAACAUUAAAAUUAUUUGAAGAAAUAAUAGAGAAGAGAAAUGAACAUGUUUUACAUUGCAUGAUUUUUUCUUUUCUGACGUCGCGUGGAUAUUAUGAUAAUGCUGCUGCAGAUAGUGUAAUAGCAUCCUGGAGUGAUGAAGAAGAUGAAAGAGAAAGAGAAAAAAAAGGAUCUUUAGAUUUUUCACAGGAACAAACUUAUAGUAGAACGUUAGCUCCCAGCAAUAUUCAUAGAAUAAUAAAUUGUUUCUUAUCUCUCAUGCCACGUCAACUACAAACAGAUCCUGGAGAAGAUAAUUAUGAACGUUACAUGUUAGAUUGGGAAAAGCAAUAUAUUCGAGUGAAAAUGGACUGUGCUUUAUUUGCUUGGCCAUUAGAAGCUGUUUCAAUAGAUGAUUCUGGAAGUUAUGAUUCGCGACCAGAAGCUGAUCAUUGUUCAUCACGUUUUUAUGUUGGUCCAUUUAUAUGUAUGCUUCUUGAUAAAGUCAGCAACAUUCCAAAUCAAAAAUAUGAAAUGAAUCUUCAAUUGACUGUAGUUAUAUCAAAAUUGGCACUUCUUCCACAUCCAUAUCUACAUGAAUUUUUACUGAAUCCACUUAUACCAUUAGCACCGGGUACAAAAAGCUUAUUUAUUUGUCUUCAAAAAAUAAUCAAACAAUUAAUAAGUGAAGUCACAAAAAUAUCCAAAUAUAAAGAAAUUUUAAAAGAAACUAGAAAAAAACUAUUAGAAGAUUCUUCUCAAGAACCAGUUAAAACGAAUAUUCUAUACGAGAGUAUUAUUAUAACAGAAGAAUUUUGUAAGGAACUUGCAGCAAUUGCCUACGUUAAAUAUCAACAUUCCAUGUGAAAUAGAACAUGUACAUAAUCUUUUGAGAAUAAUGAAUAACCAAAGCAACAUGUGUACCUUAUUUAUUGUACAUAAAAUGUAUUUAAAA